Messenger RNA from Physella acuta, 11006 nucleotides. Its product is annotated as golgin subfamily A member 4. The record is from RefSeq and is a predicted model, not a curated record. Gene Ontology annotation, molecular function: actin filament binding. Gene Ontology annotation, cellular component: actin cytoskeleton. Lineage: Eukaryota; Metazoa; Mollusca; Gastropoda; Physidae.
GAAAAGUUCAAAAAGGCUAGACGGGCGAUUCCGGUGUCCUGAUUGUAAACAGGAAUGUUUGAUUGCACCUGAAGCAGUCUAACAACACACUUCUCUGGAUAUAAACAAGAAAAUGUGAUUUCGUUACUCUGGAAUCAGCAAUGUGCUAUAAUAAUACUAAUAGUCUUGUCUUAGAAUGAAGAUUAAAUACACCUGUCAAACUCCUUCAUCAAAUGGAAAUAUGAUUUGGAUUUAAAGCACAAAGUUAUCACCAAGUAUAAACUGGAACAAAACAUUGUGUUCUUAGUACAUAGUGCUAUUAUAGUUGCAAGAGAACAACCAUGGCGUCAAAAUGUCAGAAGUUUUGUCCAAACAUUUUCAACAAAUCAAAAUGUCAACACUGUUUUGCAGCUAAAGAAGCUCACUCAGCUGCAGCUCUUGAAAACAAUAAGGCUUCAAGAAAAGUCUCCAAGUGUGGCUACUUAUUUAUUUCACCCGGCUAUGACUUCAGUAACCCGCUGGAUAGGACGAGGAGAUGGCAGAGAAGGUUCUUUCGUCUCUAUGAUGACGGGGAGUUUUCCUAUUGUGUGGACGAAAAUCCCGACACCGUGCCACAAGGGGUGGUGGAUAUGAACAAAUGUACCGACGUGCUAGACGCUGAGACAACCACCACUCACCCCUUCUCCUUGUCCAUUAUAACUCCAGAGAAGACGGUGUACAUCAAAGGGAAUUCGAAGGAGGAAAUUCAGUGGUGGCAUGAGAUUCUUGCUGAAUUUCCUAAAGCACUGAAAGCCAUCAAGCCAAGAAGAAAACAACCAUUUCUUAUUCUCAGCAACAAAGAGAACUCUCCUGACAGCAUUGAUGCAAAGCUUGGGAAGUAUGAUUUCAAAGGCCGCAAUGAUACGCCUGCAUUUGCUACCUUUAGAGGGGUUCGCAGUCUUAAACACAGAUAUGAUACAACAUACCAUGAUGGAAUGCGUAAAAGUAGUAGCCUUCAUGAUUUAUCUUCUGAAGAUCAAGAGAUGCGAGAAACUUUGGAAUCCUCAAGAUAUCUUAGUCGUUCUGGAGAUAGACUUGAUACCAUUAACUCAUUCACUGUGCCUCGGAGUUCCCCACCAAACAUCAACAGCUCCCCCACAUUUAUCUUGCCUCCCACUCGCUCGGCUCUGCCAAACUCUACAUUCCUUACCCCCAAGAACACGGCAUCCUCUCACUCGUCCAUCUCCUCCAUGUCCUCAACAAACUCUGGAUCCAACCAGCGGCCGGAUCCCUUGGAGGAAAGAUCGGCCAACAUAAAACUGCACAGGGAGAGGUCGUCAAGCUUAAAAGAUUUCUCCACCCAGCUAAGCAUAUCUGGUGGCAAUGAAACAGAUGAGCUGAAGAUGGCUAGGCAUACAGAAGUAAAAAUCUCUAGUAGACCAUUAGGUAAAGCCCUGCCUACAGCCACUGCUGCUAAAUCUGGGCCUAACAAGUUAGAGGAUCUUGUAUAUAUGAAGAAAGGUUGGCUAAUCAAGCAAGCCCCAGUUGAGAAGGAGUCUCGCAAACAUUGGUUUGUCCUCGCUGGCAACUCACUGAGAUAUUAUGAAGACGCUAAGGCCGAGGAGUCCAACUUACUUGAGGGGAGGAUUGACUUGUCCUCCUGCUAUGAGGUGUCUGAGACGUCCACACAUAGAAAUUAUGGUUUUAAAAUUAAGACCAGGAAUGGUGAGUACACGCUUGCCGCUAUGACUUCAGGCAUCCGCAACAACUGGAUGAAGGCCAUCCGCCUGUGUAUGGAGCUUCACAGCUCAGUGCCCAAGUGGAAGUUUUCACCACCACUCUCAGCCCAAAGUCCUCCCAGAACAGCCGUCGAUGAUCUGGAGUUCAAGUCUGGUGCUGCAUCCAGCUUGACCACAACCGUAACGGGAGCUGGGGGAGAAACGGCAUUCCAGCUUGUUGGUCGUAGAGAUCCUCAUAAAAGGGAAACCCAGAAGCCAACAAGACGCCACCAUUCUGAUGUCAAUCCAGGGAAUGUAAGUAAAGUUUUGUCAGUGAAGGAGUUCACUGCCAGUCUAGAACCUGCAGUGGAUCCAUUGGUGUCACCUGGUUCUAGCACCCGCAGCUCUGAAAGUCCCGCAGCCACCCCCAGAGGCAGGAACGAUCUGGCUCAAGCCGGAGCUAAACUAGUGCGCCACCGAAGCCCUUCCCUUGAUAGUGUUACCAAGACGACCAAGCCCAUCACAAAAGAGGCGACCCCGAAGAUGAAGAGGUUUGUUGAAGGUAGCGACAACCUGACGACCGCUGGUAGCGCAGCCUCGGCCCAGGGUCCUGAACAAAGCAAGCCCAAACGUAAUGUCACCAGUGAGAGUAACAAGGAGGAAGUCAAGAGGGAAAUAAUGAGGCGAGCCAAGUCCCCCAGUGCUCGAGUGAAGGAAAAGUCCAGAAUAGGAAAGACAGCCCGUGUCCAGUCACCAAUGGCAUCAACAGAUGACAAGUAUGGCUACCACAUGGGCAGUGCCACAGCCUCUGAUGCUGGUUCUGCCAUGUCAGACACUACUGAUGACCCCGGCUACAAUGACAUUUCCAUGUCCGAGGAAGAAUAUCCAGCCCAUGAAGACACUGACAAUGAUGAAGUUGGAAGUGCAACAGCUUCUGAUGUUGUUGGUGGAGAUGAUGCCUUGGUGGAAAUACUUGAGACAGAGGUAGAGUCACUGAAAGAUAGGCUAGAACUGACACAGACGGAAUUGGACAAAAUGCACAAGGAUAACAUGGAUCUCAAAUCUAGACUUCACAAGGAAUCUGUCCAGAGCAUAGAUAGUGGGUACAGCAGCCGUUGGGGUCAAAGUUCAAACCAAAGUGAUUUAUCUGGCACUCGAUGGGGUGGUCAGACACCAAACACUGCUGAGGCCUUAAAACGACAACUAAAAGAAUCAAAAGAUUUGAUUCAGCGACAGAGAAUGGACAUAGAAAGUCUGAAAAGUAAACUUGACAUGUCUGUCUCCAAGCUAACUGGCACAGAGAAAGCUCUCUCUGAGGCCCUGAAGGAUUAUAAACAGGAGAAAGAUAAAUUUUUCAAGCUCAGCUCUGAAUGGAACCGUCGCAUUCGCACCAUGGAAAGUCAAUCCAAAGACAACAUCCACAAACUGGAGCGCAGUCGGGAGAGUCUUCAAGCCAAAGAACGUGAGUGCCGUAGACUGGAGGCUGAGCUGAAGAACAACCUACAGAGGAGCAGAGAGCAGGAGAAGGAGAUUGUCAAGUUGAAGGCUGUGGAGCAUGAGUACAACCAGCUCAAGGAAAAACUGGAUGAUAAGGAGCAAGAGUUAUCCAACCUGAGAUCUGAGUUGAAAGAAAAGGAACACCAGACAAAAAAGAUGAAAGAAGACUACGAGCACCAGCUGGACGAGAUGGACAGAGAGUACGGCCAGGAGAGGGACUCUAUGGAGAACCACAUGGAGCAGCUCAAGUCUGAGCUGUACUCAGCUCAUGACAGACAGGCGUCCUUGACUGACAACAUGACAUCCAACAUCGCAGACAUACUCAAGGAGAAAGAUGACAUCAUUGCUCAACUUGAGGAUAAGAUGAUUGAGGCUGACAAGAAGCUUGUAGAUCUCUCAGAAGAGCUGCAGUCAGAGAUGGGUGAAAAUGCUGAACUUGCCCACACCAUUGACAUGCUCAAGAAGGACAAGCUGAAGCUCUCUGCCACCAUUGAUGAGCUGGAAGCCGCCCUCCUGUCAGUGAAGACCAAAGUGUCAGGGUUUGAGUCUGACAACCUGUCACUGAAGCGUCAGCUGGAGGAGCUGAGACUGGAGAACACCCAGCUUCAUGACGGCCUGACCAUCGCCAACACAGACAAGGACCAUGGUGACAUAGCGGGUUUGAUGGUGGACAAGGAGACAGAUAAACUCAAGAAGACUAUUUUUGAGCUCAACAAUAAAAUAUCUGAUUUACAGGUAAAACUGGAGCACACUGAGUCAGUAGGCAAGAUGUCAGAAAGAGGCAACAGUGUGAGCAGUGUGACCAGUGUGGGCAGUGACCACCAGCAAGACCUUGUCCACACAAUCCUGGUGGUGGACUCCAACCUGAAGGAGAUCAACACCAUGCUGCACAAGAUGAGGCAGAGCUUCGACACUUACAUCGAGUCUCUGCCACAGAAAGACAGGAGUGUGCCCAUCAAGCUGGCUAACAUUGUCGAGGACGUCGGCCACAAGUGUCACAACGUUCAGGAGAUUCUCCGAGAGGGCAAAGUGCAGCCCCCGCAAGAAGUGGACUACAAGCACACCAUCACCGUCAAUGCUGGCUCAAACAGCAAACUUGUCAUGGAUGAGUACAAGAGCCUGAAGGUGAAGUUCGACAAUGUGGUGGGUGAGCUGAGGAAUGUGAAGAAAGAGCUCAGUGAUUCUUUUCUGUCUUAUGAUUCCGUCAUGCAGGAACACGUCCAGUUGAAAGAAAAAAUGGCAAGCCUUGAGGGUGUUUACAAACAACAAAUUGUAGAGCUCAUUGCUAGGGUGGAUGGGCUGUCAACCAAGAUUGUCAAUGUAGUGCCAGACUCUAAGAGAACUGCCACCAGCAGCAGUCCAGACAGUGUGAAAGACAUUGAGCACCAGCUUAAAGAACUUGAAACAAACAUUUCCAUGUUGGAACAACGCUCUAGGAGUGUUGAGGCGGCUGCUAAGGCUAAACCACAUGAAGGUGCAAGCAGUGCUGGUGACACCAAACUUGAGGCUGUGAGGGUCCAACUGGAAGAAGCCAAUGCUAAACUUAAGCAGUUAGGCACAAUUUCUCCCUCCAGCCCUGCGUUGAUAUCCAAAGUGGAGUCUCUGACAGCAAGGUUAGGUUCCUUGUCUAAACAGGUUCAAAGACCGGCUAGCCUGACAUGUGAGGAGUCUGCUGCUGCUGGGGUCAGCAGCUGUCUGCAUGAGAUCAGAGAGAGAGUCCAGCGUAUUGGUGAGCAGCUGGACUCUCUGGACGAGGGAGACGAGGACUCGGACAGUGAGGAUGAGGGAGAGCAGACGACCGUGGAGGACAUUCGUGAGAAGCUGGCCAGCCUGACGGAGUUCAUAGAACAGCACACCAAGCUCUCCACAUCUGACUGGGCUGUGCUGAGGCUGGUGUGUUUACAGAAGGAGACUCACACGCCCAGUGCUAACAAGGAGGAAUGUUUGCCUGCAGAUGAGGAGAGUGCAGAGGUCAAGUUAAAACUGUAUGCAGAUAAGCUGUCACUAGAGGCUGUUGUCUUGUCAGAAAUGGCACACAUCCUCACAAGUAAAGAGUAUUUAUCAUCAGAGGACUCAGUCAGUCUAGAAAUAGAUGCUUUGAACAGUCACAUCUUAGGUCUUCAUCAAAUGCUAGACAAUGAAAUGAAAACUAUGCACUUUGAAGAGCCAGUAGAAGAUUUACUUGCUUCCUAUGUUGAACUUAUGGCAGAAAAAAUUCUUGUCAAUGGGCAGUUGAGUGAAAAUAUGUUUGAUAAAAAAUCUCAUUUAAUUAAAGACGGUGAAGGUCUUCCUUUAGUUCACGCCGGACUUUUGGCAACUGAAGCUCUCAUACGAUCUCAGAUAGAUUCCUUUAUAAGCAGCAACCUAGACAGCAAGGCCAGUGAAAUCUUAAGCCUUCCAACCCAUCUAGCAGCUCGCUCCAUCAUCCAGGGAGAGCUGACCUACGCCCUGAAGGAGCUCAAGAACACAUUAGAGAAGAACCCUGGUGCCUUGAACCCAGGAUUCACCAACUAUCAGUUCAUGUUCAACAGAUUACUAAACAGAGAAAAGAAAGUGUUAGCUUCUUUAGACUUGUAUGAAAAGCAGAUAGUUCAUUCAUUAGCUGUAAUUAUUUUUAAAGAAAGUGAAGAGAUGACAAUAGUGCAGGGCCCUGAGAGUGUCCUGGAGGCCAUGUGUUCAGAAAUCUCAACCAUCAUGGAGCGGCACAUUCAGCACUUCAAGGAAAAAUGCCGCUCGGCUUUAGACACCCACUCCGCUCACAAAUUUGACACCAUUGUCAAUGAGCUGCGCUGCUGUAGGGAGUCUGUCCUCUCUGAGAUCAAGUCCAAACACCAAGCCUAUGCUAGCAACCCUAGAGACACGAGAGACUCCAGCCUUGAUAUCCCUGUACAGUCCCUUGACAGCACAAUCAACAACUUUGGAGAAAUCCUCUCUAUGAAGUCUGUCAUGGUCGGCACCUGCAACUUUUUAGCUGAGCUCCUGAAGAUGGGCAACGCUGUACUUGCUGACUUGGAACUGGAAUCAGACGUGGAUGAAGAUCAUGUCAGCAUCCAUAAAGGUCUGACAAGUUUUGUCACUGCACUCAGUGAAGCCUUAGAAACAGAAGCCUUAUCAAAAGAAAAGAUAUCCCGAAGUCUCAUCUGUGAUAGCAAGGUGGAUGGCCAGCACAUAGCGCUGAGGGUUCCAGACUUCUCCCUGUACCCCAGGCACCUGUCAGGGAAAGCUGAGGUGAUCCUGCGUGAGGUGGUCUUCAGUGCCCAGCUGACCUUCUCGCUGUUCAAACAAAAGUUGUACCAUGAGAGGGAGAUGAGUGGCCUGGUAGAGAGGAGGCCACUCAGAGUGAGGACAGAUCAGAAUUCUGAGGAGAGCAGGGAUUCUGAUGAUACGCUAGAUCUGCAGACAGACUUCCAGGCUCUGCUUGGACCACUAGAUGAAGUUUUGGAGAGCAAACAUGAAGAUGAGUUGAAUGUUCUCAAGGUGCUACUGGCCAUGGUGACACAGAUCAAGACUGGGGGAAUGAAAGACUUGCACGGGCUAGAGGACCAGUUAAAACAGCUGGAACAGAAGUUACAGCAUGAGCUGGAAGUGGCACAGGAGAGACACAAGACACACUUGGAAGUGUUGAGACAGGAAACCAGCAAGCUGGAGAAAGUUCUGGAAGAGCAGCAGUCAGACAGAGACCACUAUGAAGAGAGGUGCUCACAGCUGGAGGACGAGCUGACCAUCCUACAGUCUCAGCAUGAAGAAGAGAAAGAGAGGGUCAAACAAGAUAUUCUCACAGCUGUGCAUGCUAUACGCAGCAAUGAUGAAAAAAGUGAGAUGCAUCUCAUAGAAAAGGUUUCCAAACUGGGUAGAGAACUGGCUAUGCAAAAACUGAGCUUCAGGAAACUGCUAAGUAGCCUUAAGAAGGAUUUGACUUCUAAAGAAAAAGGCGCCAUAAUUCAAAGUAUAGAGGAACACAUGAAAGCUAUAUCUUUAAAUGCAGAUGAAGAGGAAGAAGAGUUCCAACCUCCUUUACCGAGUCAGCCACCCCCAAAUGUUCCAGAUGGUGUUGGAUAUUCUCUGGAGGAACAUUUGGUCGAAGUCUCUGAGUCCACCAAGUGUUUAACAUCCCAUGAGCACACAGUUGAGCAGUUGAAGAAAGAAAAGGAGGAGGCUCUUGCUGAGGAGAUGAGAAACACCAAAGCAGCUCUUGAUGCUGUAAGGAGUGCUUAUGAAGAUGAAUUGUCUAAAGAAAGAGCCAAGUAUAAAGAAGCUUUACUUACAAUGUACACAGAAGAAUACAUCAAUGAAAUAAGACUCAGACACCAAGAUGAGGAAGAAAGAAUGAGAGAGGAGUUGCAGAAGUUGAACAUGCAUUAUUCAAGUAAGUGUGAGGACUACAAACUGGUUGAGAUGAAACUUCAGCAGACAAAACAGGAUUAUGAGAGCCACAUCAGCCAACUUAUAGCCAGCAAUAAUCACCUUGAGGAAAUGUUGAAUCGAGAAAUUGAUAGUUUGAAAGAUUUCAUUAAAAACAAACCUUCCAGUGCUAGCCUUACCACAGGAUCCGCUACAAUGGAAGAAGAGCUGUAUGAUGCAAAGAUUAUGGUGAGAGUAAAAGAUACAGAAUUGCAGAAACUUCGAUCACAAGUAAAGAAUCUAGAAAAUAGUUUACACAGAACAACAGAGGAACAGAGACAGACAAUGACAUUGUACAUGCAAACCAUGAAGACAUCAAGUGAAACUAAAAAACAACUCCAAGAAGAAGUUUCUCAACUCACAGAGAAGUUAAACAAAGUAUUAGGCAGCCAGGGUUUAAAAGCUAACAUUCGAAGAACACCUUCAUUCCAUCAAAGAGCCCGCAGCCCUAGUCCUCAAGGUAGUUCUCCAUCUGUACGUAAAGAUUCAGAUCAUUCAAGCAGAGAUUUUCAUCGUCGCAGGCACAUCCAACCUAAAGAUCUUAGACGUUCAAAGAGCAGCCCAUCUCUGCCCUUUGUGUUUGAUGGCAAGGGGACACCAGUGAAACAAGCAGUGCCAUCAUCAGCAUCCAAGCCCAGAAGGUCAAGGUCACCCAAAACUUGAAAUUUUUAACUGCUAGAAGCUGUUAGCCAACCAUUCAGUUAAUGUUUAAGUUAUUUCUUGUACUUGUGUGUACACAUUUACAAAAUGGCAGUAGAUGACACAUUUAACUUUUGAAUCAUGUAAAUACAAAUAUUGUACAACACAUUAAUGAGGCCUGUCUAAUUUAAUUUAUGUCACUUCUGCUUCCUAAUCAUGUUAUUGUGUUUUUUGUAUGAUUUAUGUAAAUAAGUAAAAAAAAAAACAUUUCAAUGUCCAUUUGUAAAUAUUAGUCUACUAUAUAUUUUAAUUCAUUUAUUAAAAUCUGAAAUCAUUGGGUGAUUGGGACAUUCUCAGCCCAUUACUUACCAAUGAGAGGUGAUGUUAAAUUUGAAAUUUACUGUGAUGUUGCUAGAUAAUUUUUGUCUUUUUACUAGAAACAAGUAGAAUAUUUAAAUGGAGGAAAACACAUUUAAACAAACUGUAUUUAGUGUUGUUGUCCUAAAUCUGUUAUUCGAAGUAGAAAAAUAUUCUUCAAAUUGUUAUUUAAAAAAAUACAACUGGAAAUUAUUUUUACAUACAAUUGUAAUUUGUAUAGUUGAGCCAUAGUUCAAACUUUCUGUAUUUUUAUGUUUAACGGAGAUGGUUGUAUUUAAAACAUAUCUAACUUAAUUGUGGAGUUAAACUAUUUAUGUACAUAUCCUGAUGGUUCCUUUAUACAAAACUUUGUAGUUUUAGCCCCUCAAACAUAUCAUUUUAUACAUCUAAGGAAAACUUCAUUUAUGUAAUAAUUUCUUGUGGCUCUGCCUGCUGAGGUUUAAAUAUGAAAAAAAAAAAACUUUUCUGGGGUGUGCACAUUUGUUGGCCAGUCUGUCUUUUUACCUGGUGUUGGCCAGUCUGUCCACUUAACUGGUGAGUGUAUAUUUGUUGGCCAGUCUGUCCACUUAACUGGUGAGUGUAUAUUUGUUGGCCGGUCUGUCCACUUAACUGGUGAGUGUAUAUUUGUGGCCAGUCUGUCCACUUAACUGGUGAGUGUAUAUUUGUGGCCAGUCUGUCCACUUAACUGGUGAGUGUAUAUUUGUUGGCCGGUCUGUCCACUUAACUGGUGAGUGUAUAUUUGUGGCCAGUCUGUCCACUUAACUGGUGAGUGUAUAUUUGUUGGCCAGUCUGUCCACUUAACUGGUGAGUGUAUAUUUGUUGGCCAGUCUGUCCACUUAACUGGUGAGUGUAUAUUUGUUGGCCGGUCUGUCCACUUAACUGGUGAGUGUAUAUUUGUGGCCAGUCUGUCCACUUAACUGGUGAGUGUAUAUUUGUGGCCAGUCUGUCCACUUAACUGGUGAGUGUAUAUUUGUUGGCCGGUCUGUCCACUUAACUGGUGAGUGUAUAUUUGUGGCCAGUCUGUCCACUUACCUGGUGAGUGUAUAUUUGUUGGCCAGUCUGUCCACUUAACUGGUGAGUGUAUAUUUGUGGCCAGUCUGUCCACUUAACUGGUGAGUGUAUAUUUGUUGGCCAGUCUGUUCACUUAACUGGUGAGUGUAUAUUUGUUGGCCAGUCUGUCCACUUAACUGGUGAGUGUAUAUUUGUUGGCCAGUCUGUCCACUUAACUGGUGAGUGUAUAUUUGAUGGCCAGUCUGUCCACUUAACUGGUGUUGGCCAGUCUGUCCACCUAACUGGUGAGUGUAUAUUUGUUGGCCAGUCUGUCCACUUAACUGGUGAGUGUAUAUUUGUUGGCCAGUCUGUCCACCUAACUGGUGAGUGUAUAUUUGUUGGCCAGUCUGUCCACCUAACUGGUGAGUGUAUAUGUACUGACAGAUUGGUUUGAGACUGGGUGUGAACUGGUGCCGCUUGAACUAAUUAUUCCAAACAAAAAAGUGUCAUUUAUUUCCAUUUUUCCCCAUGUUUGUUAACAGAGAUUUGAAUUAACAUUUAAUAAAUGUAGACAAGUUUUAAAUAUGUGCUUUCAUAUUAAGUAAUACUAGUAAUAUUGUUUUAUUUAAAAAUAAUAAUAUCUUAGCUUUAUUUAUGAGUCCCAAUUCCAUAUUAUAAUGUGGUUUCUAAUAUUGUUUUUCCCUUUGUUUAGAAGUAUUUUUAAAUUAAUAUCUAUACAGUAGUGGGCUUAAUAUUACUGUUUUUUUUAAAAUUCGGUUAGGGUUGUUGCUUCACCUUAAAUGGCAAAUGUACUUGAAUGUAGAUGUAGCCUUCACUCUUAUGGCAGCUGGUAUUUGCUUAUUACUAGGACUUUCUGAAAUUUAUUUAUUGCUGAUCAUUCAACUGAAUACAACCAACAAAGAAAUUUGAAAUUGAAUAUCUAUUGAAAUACUUAUUAUUUAUAACAAAUUAUAUUUUAUAGUUUUAACAUUGGCCUUUGAACACAACUUCAAAAUCUCAUUUAUGCUGUUGCAUAUUUCUUUUUUUUUUUUUUUGAUCAACACUAUUUUUAUUUUUAGUGUACAUCAUUGAACCAUUUUAAAUGUUCACAAAGUGAGUGGAUAUUUUGCUUUCCUAACUUAUUCAGGAAGAUGUAACCUUAACUGUCCAGUCAAUCUUCUACCCAUGUUUUAAUGCUUGUGUUGUGAAUCCCAGGAUUGAGAAUUGAUUGGACCAUUUACUAAUUGGUUGUGUGCUGUCAACACAGCUGGUUGUUCUCCCUUCAUUCAUCAUCUCAUGUUUAUUUGCAAUCUGUUCAUACCAGAAUGGUGGUGUCACCAACAUUUCAAAUGUUUCUAUUUUUAAAAGCAUUUAAUUAAAUACUAAUCUUUAAAAAUACAAUAAAGAUUUAAUUAAUACUCACCU